AUGGCCAGCACGUUAAGCCCCAGCACCAUGACUGGGACCCUGGGUCCUCCUGAAAUGUCAGAGCGCAUCCAAAAUGCUGCUGACAUCUCUGUAAUUGUCACCUAUUUCAUGGUGGUGAUGGCUGUCGGGCUGUGGGCAAUGCUGAAGACCAACCGGGGCACUGUUGGAGGCUUCUUCUUGGCUGGUCGAGAUAUGACCUGGUGGCCGAUGGGCGCCUCUCUCUUCGCCAGUAAUAUCGGCAGUGGCCACUUUGUGGGGCUGGCUGGGACGGGAGCAGCUUCAGGAAUCGCCACUGCAACAUUUGAAUGGAAUGCUUUGCUGCUGUUGCUGGUUCUAGGAUGGUUCUUUGUCCCCAUAUACAUCAAGGCAGGGGUGAUGACUAUGCCAGAAUAUCUGAGAAAGAGGUUUGGUGGGAAGCGACUCCAGAUCUACCUCUCUGUCCUCUCCCUCUUCAUCUGUGUGGCUCUGAGAAUCUCAUCAGACAUAUUUUCUGGAGCCAUAUUCAUCAAGCUGGCCUUGGGAUUGGACCUUUACCUGGCAAUCUUCAUCCUCUUGGCUAUAACUGCUAUUUACACGAUCACUGGGGGCUUGGCCUCAGUUAUUUACACAGACACCCUCCAGACCAUCAUCAUGCUGAUCGGUUCCUUUAUUCUCAUGGGGUAUGCAUUUGCUAAAGUGGGAGGCUAUGAGAGUUUUACAGAGAAGUACAUGAAUGCCAUCCCAUCCAUAGUUGAGGGGGACAACCUGACAAUCAAUCCCAAGUGCUACACUCCUCAGGCUGACUCCUUUCACAUCUUCCGAGAUGCUGUCACUGGAGAUAUUCCAUGGCCAGGAAUGAUAUUUGGAAUGACCAUUGUUGCUGUGUGGUACUGGUGCACAGAUCAGGUUAUUGUGCAGCGCUGCCUAUCAGGCAAGAACAUGUCUCAUGUGAAAGCUGCCUGCAUCAUGUGUGGGUACCUGAAGCUGCUGCCCAUGUUCCUCAUGGUAAUGCCAGGAAUGAUCAGCCGCAUCCUAUACACAGAGAAGGUGGCCUGUGUUGUACCUUCUGAAUGUGUGAAACAUUGUGGCAUUGAAGUCGGUUGUACUAACUAUGCCUACCCAGUGAUGGUGCUGGAACUGAUGCCUGAUGGACUGCGAGGUCUGAUGCUGUCAGUCAUGUUGGCCUCUCUCAUGAGCUCCAUGACCUCCAUCUUCAACAGUGCUAGCACCCUCUUUACCAUGGACCUGUACACCAAGAUUAGGAAACAGGCAUCAGAGAAAGAGCUUCUUAUAACAGGACGGCUAUUUAUCAUUCUAUUAAUUGCCAUCAGCAUUUUGUGGGUCCCAUUAGUGCAGGUAUCUCAAAAUGGACAACUAUUCCAUUAUAUAGAAUCAAUUUCUAGCUACCUUGGGCCUCCAAUUGCAGCUGUCUUCCUGCUUGCCAUCUUCUGUAAAAGAGUCAAUGAACAGGGAGCCUUCUGGGGUCUAGUCAUUGGACUUGUGAUUGGCCUUAUUCGCAUGAUUGCAGAGUUUGCCUAUGGAACAGGAAGUUGCUUGGCUGCCAGUGACUGUCCCAAGGUCAUCUGUGGAGUGCACUAUCUGUACUUUGCCAUCAUCCUCUUUUUUGUUUCCGUACUAGUUGUCCUAGGAAUUUCCCUGUUAACAAAACCCAUUCCUGAUGUACAUCUGUAUCGUCUGUGCUGGGCUCUUCGGAAUAGUACAGAGGAACGAAUUGAUUUAGAUGCAGAAGAGAAAAGACAUGAGGAAGUUGAUAAUGAUGUUGAUGAAGAUAAUCCUGAGGAACCUCAUGGAUGUCUCAAGAAGGCUUAUGACUUAUUCUGCGGUUUGCAGAAGAAAAGCCCCAAGUUGAGCAGAGAGGAGGAAGAAGCCCAGAAAAAGAAGUUGACAGACACAUCUGAGAAGCCUUUAUGGAGGGCUAUAGUGAAUGUCAAUGCCAUUCUUCUCCUGGCGGUGGCUGUCUUUGUCCAUGGGUAUUUUGCCUGAACUCUAUCUAAGCCACUAAAUAUUUAUU
Felis catus (domestic cat) is the source of this 2011-nucleotide messenger RNA. Its product is annotated as solute carrier family 5 member 4. NCBI's taxonomy places the organism in Eukaryota, Metazoa, Chordata, Mammalia, Carnivora, Felidae. The coding region runs from base 1 to 1983 and encodes 660 amino acids. The transcript is spliced from 15 exons. Gene Ontology annotation, biological process: sodium ion transport; transmembrane transport. Gene Ontology annotation, molecular function: D-glucose:sodium symporter activity. The record is from RefSeq and is a predicted model, not a curated record. Gene Ontology annotation, cellular component: plasma membrane.